Messenger RNA from Spodoptera exigua (beet armyworm), 888 nucleotides. NCBI's taxonomy places the organism in Eukaryota, Metazoa, Arthropoda, Insecta, Lepidoptera, Noctuidae. The record is from the annotation of a GenBank genome assembly.
AUGUGGAAACACCGUGCGGCGUGGAGGAGACUACCGGGGCAUGUGGAAACACCGUGCGGCGUGGAGGAGAUCACUGGGGCGUGUGGAAACACCGCGCGGCGUGGAGGAGAAUACCGGGGCGUGUGGAAACACUGCGCGGCGUGGAGGAGAUUACCGGGGCGUGUGGAAACACCGCGCGGCGUUGAGGAGAUUACCGGGGCGUGUGGAAACACCGCGCGGCGUGGAGGAGAUCACUGGGGCGUGUGGAAACACCGCGCGGCGUGGAGGAGAAUACCGGGGCGUGUGGAAACACUGCACGGCGUGGAGGAGAUCACUGGGGCGUGUGGAAACACCGCGCGGCGUGGAGGAGAUCACUGGGGCGUGUGGAAACACCGCGCGGCGUGGAGGAGAUUACCGGGGCGUGUGGAAACACCGCGCGGCGUGGAGGAGAUUACCGGGGCGUGUGGAAACACCGUGCGGCGUGGAGGAGAUCACUGGGGCGUGUGGAAACACCGCGCGGUGUGGAGGAGAUUACCGGGGCGUGUGGAAACACCGCGCGGCGUGGAGGAGAUUACCGGGGCGUGUGGAAACACCGCGCGGCGUGGAGGAGAUUACCGGGGCGUGUGGAAACACCGUGCGGCGUGGAGGAGAUCACUGGGGCGUGUGGAAACACCGCGCGGUGUGGAGGAGAAUACCAGGGCGUGUGGAAACACCGUGCGGCGUGGAGGAGAAUACCGGGGCGUGUGGAAACACCGCGCGGCGUGGAGGAGAUCACUGGGGCGUGUGGAAACACCGUGCGGCGUGGAGGAGAUCACUGGGGCGUGUGGAAACACCGCGCGGCGUGGAGGAGAAUACCGGGGCGUGUGGAAACACUGCGCGGCCUGGAGGAGAGGAAGUAGAGUUUGGUGA